CUUAGUCGUUUGCCGUUUGUCAACCGUUUGCCAGCGUUUGCCGUGAGCGCUAGUUUCUUGCAAGAAAUAUAUACAUAAAUAUAUAUAUACAUAUAUAUAUAUACAUAUAUAAAGUAGAAGCAGCGAUAAUAACUGAAUCUGAAGCGCAAAAUCUGUGUAUAAAGUCGUCUGUGAGCGUCGCCCAGUAAACCGAAAUAGUCUAACAAAUAUUUAGUGUUCAGCUAAAAAGUGUUUCAAGCAUAAUUCAACAAAAAUGCAGUACAUCUAUGUGAUUAGUGCGCUCAUUUUGGCCAUCGCCGUGCAGCAAGGAUAUGCCAUCAAGUGCUUCGUGUGCAACAGCCACAAAGACGCCAACUGUGCGCUGGACAUACCGCCGGACAACCUGCUGAAGGACUGCGAUGAGCAGUACUCGUCCCGCGGCAAGGGGAUUCCCACGUACUGCCGCAAGAUUACGCAGAUCAUCGAGUUCUCGGUGAACAGCCUGCCCCCGGAUAGCCGUGUGAUUAGGACCUGUGCCUAUCAGAACCAGACCUCCACCAACUACUGCUAUCAGCGUGCCGGAUUCGGUGGUCGGCAGGUGGUCUGCUCCUGCGAUACGGAUAACUGCAACGGUGCCGGAGCGAUGGGCGCAUCGGCGGUGGGCGUGGCGGCCAUGGUGGGACUCCUGCUGAGCGCCCGUCAGUAUCUGCAGCGUUAAGGACGAAAUCGAGGGACUGCCUCAGUUGUUUUUGUUUGUUUUAUCGAUGCAUCCACCCAGUUUCAGUUUUUCUUUCGUAUUGCUGCUGACUCUUUGACUUCUGUGACACUUUCACCGCUUACUCCUUCCCCCGCCCCGCAAGCCACCACAUCAUUAACAAGGUCCACUCGCAGAGCUGCUCCAGAGUCAGCUCUGAUUUUGUAACAUUUUUUGAAUGGAGAACCGUAAAAGCUUUAUACAAAGUAUUAAAUAAUAACAUAAUUCCCUAACUAGAAGUGUAUAUAAAAACCAAAGAGAGCAUUGUAACAAUUGGCCAAUAUAAUCGUUCAAAUCGUUUUACAUUAACAGGAAUUUUUGCAAGUAACGUAUUAAACGAAAUCAAGGAAAAAUAACGAAUAAAUAAAUAAAACUAAAACCUACCGCAGUUGAAAGUAUUAAACCAAAAAUCGAAAAUAACGAAUAAGUCAAAGAUGGCCACAAAGCUAACGAUGUUAAAAAUUAAGGCUACCAAACAUACAAGUAGUACAUAAUAAAUGUUAACACUCUUCGCCUAA
Messenger RNA from Drosophila yakuba, 1251 nucleotides. RefSeq lists its product as uncharacterized. Bases 254 to 697 code for a protein of 147 amino acids. The transcript has 4 exons. The record is from RefSeq and is a predicted model, not a curated record. Lineage: Eukaryota; Metazoa; Arthropoda; Insecta; Diptera; Drosophilidae. Gene Ontology annotation, biological process: sleep; regulation of synaptic transmission, cholinergic; positive regulation of voltage-gated potassium channel activity.